Molecule: messenger RNA, 1575 nt
Organism: Seminavis robusta
Lineage: Eukaryota; Bacillariophyta; Bacillariophyceae; Naviculales; Naviculaceae
Source: the annotation of a GenBank genome assembly
AUGGCAACCGUCGCAAUUCCUGCUCGCAUAGCGUCGUCUCUACACACUCAAUCUCUUGGGAUUCCAGAUGAUAUUCCAUCCUCUGACGAUCUCAAUGCAAGUGGCAGGCUGUUGUUGCAUCGCUCCGAACCCAUAGACGUUGGCUUUGGCGCUGACAAAGAGCCGACGAAGAGCAGGAACAGUACCAAGAGCAAGAGUGGCACCAAGGACGAUGCUCGGAGGCGUCGCAAAUCACGACAAGCGAGCGAAAAGGUCAACGAUGACAAGCAAGACCAUGCUACCGGUACGGGCGCGGAUGACAAGCGCCGGAAGGACAGCAAGGAAGACAAACAACAACAUCAAGACAAGGAUGAGAGGAAACUUCACAAGAGGAAGACCCAUCAGAAGAACAGGAGAACGUCAAAGGAGUCCGAACAAGAUGUCACACAACAGCACACUGAAAAGUUGGACAAGAUCAAACAAACUGUGUCCAACCUCGUGUCAGCCGAUUCCCGAGAACCACACGCAACGGCCAAGUACUCUCUUUUGGCUGGCCUUGUGGACAAUCUGCAAAAGUCCUCCUCGGACCGAGACGUGAACGGCAACAGAAAGAAAGAUAACCACGAGUUUGCACAAUCAAAGCAGAGGAAUUCCCAAAGUCAUUCAGACUUGCGACAUGUGGCAUCUCGCUUGUCGAGGACAGGAAGCUACACUGUACUGCCGAUCGAGGCGAUUCGAGAUCAGGUUGUUCAACAAAAGCAGCCCACACAACGGCGCAAGAGCCAAGAACAUCGGCGGACCAGUAGUGACAACAAAGUGCUGGCAACGGCUGUUAGUGCCACCACCGAAACUGACAGCAAGGCUUCUGGUAGCACCGGUCGAAGUAGAGGGAGGGACAGCCAAAAGAAGAAACUUUCCAUCAGCGAACCGUCUAGCAGUAAUAAUGCUGCUCGACGACGACGACAAUCCAAGUCGCGUGCAUCGGGUACUACCAGACGAAGCAACAGUGUCGGGGCAAGUCGUCACAAGCGAAAAUCAGACUCGAGAUUGCACACUUCGCUAGCCCACCUGUCUCCAAAUAGCAACGGAUCCAAGCGCGCUGUGAUACCCCCCAACACCCCCCGAAGCAACAGCUUGCUUCAGAAGCAAGCAUCGCUUGCUCGAAGUCAUAAGACGCGAACCUCGGGAAGCUACAACUCGCUACGCAGCCCCGCCCAGACACCGCGGACACAGCAACUGCAACAUAAAUCGUCGAAGCUACGAGAUGCACGGGCAGAUAGCAUGCCGGUCAUCAAUCACAUUGCUUCACCUCGUCAUCAGCCUACCAACGUCGCAGACAUUCGCGCGCCGUUGACAUCAUACCAUCAAAGGCAAAAGCUCAUUGUCAGCAAGAUCAAAGGACCCCCAAAGAUCUUUGACGACUCCUUCACAACCUUGAUUGCCAUUGAUCGCGGAGAUAUGGAGUCUGUCAAUGCCCCGGUGGUGGAUCGUUCUGUCAACAUGAAGCCAACGGUUGCACAGACUGCGAAAGGGACACCGGUGUUUCCCGUCAACAGAGUACGAAACAAUCGCGGACGGAGACAUAGUAUGAGAUAG